GAUUCUCUCUACCAAUCUCUCACUUGCUGUAACCGCCCACUGAGUUACAAGAAGACCUAUGAGGUGGCAUUAUAUAUGCCCAGUGAUUAAUUGGAGCCUCAUAGAAGCAAGCCCGGAAACCUACGAUUCUUCUUCUCUAUCACUUCUGCUGCUGCCGCUUCCUCGAGUUCAUGUGCAGACCCGAAUCCUCCACUGGUGACCUGCUGAGACGGCGAUCAGACCCUGAAGAGUCUUCCACUGCUUCAUCUCCAACAUUUACGGCAAAUGAUGGCACACACGAUACUUGAGUAAAAAGAUCGAACCAGAGGAGGGGCGCAUGAGGAGGUCCACGGCACACACCAAAGGGGCAAAGGCGGUGCAGGUUCAGCCCUUCCCAACUUAGUUGGAUGUCUUGGAUCAAGUUUUAGUGUUUGGGCCUAUAUUGGAAUAUUGUUAACUUGAAGUAUAAAUACCUCAGGUGGAGUUUUAGGGUUUUUAUUUUAGGAUGGGUGGCUGAUAUAAGUUUUUCUUGAGAAAAAAAAAAAGGUUAAUUUAAAAUAUUUUAAAAUUAUGAUUUAACCUUCAAAAAUUAAAAAUAAAAGAGAUGAAUCAUCGUUAUGAAUACGGGCAAAAGCGUUAGGUUUGUUGACAUUUUCGGCGGAAAGUGGAAGAGACGUGUGUUGAAAACGUGAAGAUCACAAAGACAAAUAUCGCCACGUCAGUAAGAGUAGCGUGACGGGCUGGUAGUGGUGGCGUGGCGCUUCGGCAGAUGCUUCCACGCCUCACCAACCUUCCCCUCUCCAAUCACCCUCUAACACCGUCAGGAGCAGGAUCCCUUGCGGAUUAGCGACUUUCCUUUCUUGCCCCUGGCAACGAGUUUAAAAAAAAUCUAUACAAGUUUAUUUUUUUUCUCGAUUAAAAUUACAAAUCUAAAAGCUCUCUGGCGAUGGUUUAUGAUGCAGUGUUUUACCAAUUAUUAUGAGUUACUUUUAGUAACAUCCAUUGUAAAGUUCUCAUAUAUCAUUUUUCAUACUCACCUUUUAUCAAAAAAAGUAGUUUUGGUAUUCACACCAUCAUUAACAUAAUUAAUAUGUACAACUAGUAGGAAUGAAAACAAAUACAACUCGUGAAAGUUUGGCUCGUGAACCAGUUCGAGCUGAAUCAUUUGCUUAACGACUCAACAUGUAACUGUCGAGUCGAGCUCAAGUCUUAAUCAAGUUUGUCGAACCUUAAUCAAGUUAAUAUAAACUCAUUUGUCGAACCUUAAUCGAGUCAAGCUGGAACUCAAAAAAGGUAUUGUUAGAGUUUAGAGUGAAGUCAAGCUCAAGGUUCGUUUAGUUGAGCCUUGUGUUUCUUUUGGUUUCGGUAGCAUUCGAAGUCUUAGACUACAAACUUUAAUCUAAAUUGUUACAAAUAUAAAAAAUAAAAAAAGAGAGGCAGUUUUAAAAUUAUUGCCGUACCGUAGGGGUCUUAUCGUCGAAAGUUGAUCUCCUUUGCCUACACUUUGGAAGGGCAUUAUCGUCAUGAUAGUGGGGUACUGUUGUAAUUUGUGACUCCGUGCUGCCACAAGCUUCUUCCCUUCUUCUGCCCCCAUCUCCGCGGAGUGCAGGUGGCGGGAAAGAAUCGAAGGUCGCCGACUUCCUUGCUCCUUGGUCUCCCUGAUUCCUUCCGGCCUUCCUGGAGAACAAGAGACCUCCUUGAAUCCUCUCCGGCACCUUCUCUUUCCUUCCGCCUUUUUCGGUCCCGUACGGUAUUAUUCCCUUAGCCUUCAGUAACCCCCUCUCCGUCUGUGUCCCGCGCGUGAAAUCGUGGGGUUUUCACGCGGGGAAGUGUGUUCUUCGUGCUUCUUCUUCUCCUUCAUACAAGUGCUUCAUUUUCGCGAUAUUUGAUGGAGCUGUUGUCGAUCUCAAGCUCUUCAUCCCAUCUGCAUCUGCAAUCAUGUUGUCCCAAACCGAAGAAGAAUGAAAAGUGGUGCGUCUCCGCGAGGUUUAGGGUGAGAUCCAAGCAGUCUGGUCGCGGGAGCCUGAAGGGCGGUAGGAUCGACAGAUCUCGGCUCAUCGACUUUCUUAGGGACUCCAGACCGGAGAAAUUGGUCCAAGAUUUUGAGGAUGAUUCUCAGCGAAUUGUGAUUCCCGGCCUGCCGGAGUAUUCUGGGGAAGGAGAGGCUGAGUCUUCGAUAAGUAGAGGUUUUUGGGAGUGGAAACCUCGGUUGAGGGUUUACUAUGAGACGGCGGGAUCGGAGAACCUGAAUUCUCCUGCCGUGCUCUUCUUGCCGGGUUUCGGGGUGGGGGCGUUCCAUUUUGAGAAGCAACUGAUGGAUCUGGGCAGAGAAUACAGGGUUUGGGCGGUUGAUUUCCUCGGUCAAGGGAUGUCUUUGCCCGCCGAAGACCCUGCACCUUCUGACGGAGGGCAUGAUUCGGAAGGCCAGGAUCUGUUUUGGGGUUUUGGGAAGGAAACCGAGCCCUGGGCGGAGGAGUUGGCGUAUUCGGUUGAUCUGUGGAGGGAUCAAAUUCGUGACUUUGUUGAGCAGGUUAUUGGUCAACCUGUAUAUGUUGUCGGCAAUUCACUGGGUGGAUUCGUUGCAGUCUAUUUGGCCGCAUCCAAUCCUGAGUUGGUGAAGGGUGUUACACUUCUCAAUGCCACACCAUUCUGGGGCCUUCUUCCUAAUCCAGUAACCUCUCCAAAAUUGGCCAGGCUAUUCCCAUGGGCUGGAACAUUCCCUCUGCCUCAAAACCUGAAGAAAUUUUUAGAAUUUGUGUGGCGAAGGAUCAGUGACCCUCGUAGCAUAGAUAAGGUGCUUAAGCAAGUGUAUGCUGAUGGAUCAAUCAAGACUGACAGAGUACUUUCCCGUAUCCUGGAGAUAACACAACACCCUGCUGCAGCUGCAUCUUUUGCUUCAAUAAUGUUUGCUCCUAAGGGACAACUUUCCUUUCAAGAAUCUUUGUCCAGGUGCGAGAUGAACAAGGUACCCGUGUGUCUUGUGUAUGGUAGAGAAGAUCCAUGGGUGAAGCCUGUGUGGGGGCGCCAGGUGAAACGACAAUUACCUGAGGCUCCUUAUUAUGAAAUUAGUCCGGCUGGUCACUGUCCACAUGAUGAGGUGCCUGAGGUGGUGAACUAUCUAUUACGGGGAUGGAUUGGAAACCUGGAGUCCGAUGGUGCUGUUUCCCUGCCCCUUCUUGAUGAUCUUGAGUUUGUCGAAGAUGACCUUUCGAGGGAGGUUGAGUUCCACAAGGAAGGAUCAAGGAAGCUAGUGAGAGUGCAUUUCUUUGGAUCUAAUGUUUCCGUUUGGAACAGCUUGAAUUCUUUGUUCAGAUCCCGGAUGUCCAGCUUGUGAAACAGAUCUAGUUAGUGUACGAUAGAAUUUUGCUCUAUUUCUGUAAAUAUGUUUCGAUGUGCCUAGUUCCCUAAAAAUUAGGGUAAUGUUGGUAUAUAUUCAAUUGGUUAAUGAAGAAUGUAUUUAAUUUGUUAA
This is a messenger RNA of Nymphaea colorata (pocket water lily), 3448 nucleotides long. RefSeq names its product pheophytinase, chloroplastic. Gene Ontology annotation, biological process: chlorophyll catabolic process. The record is from RefSeq and is a predicted model, not a curated record. Gene Ontology annotation, molecular function: pheophytinase activity. The transcript has 6 exons. NCBI's taxonomy places the organism in Eukaryota, Viridiplantae, Streptophyta, Magnoliopsida, Nymphaeales, Nymphaeaceae. Bases 1868 to 3313 code for a protein of 481 amino acids. Gene Ontology annotation, cellular component: chloroplast.